Molecule: messenger RNA, 600 nt
Organism: Pyricularia oryzae 70-15
Lineage: Eukaryota; Fungi; Ascomycota; Sordariomycetes; Magnaporthales; Pyriculariaceae
Exons: 3
Coding region: 43-372 (109 amino acids)
Source: RefSeq, a predicted model, not a curated record
GCCAAGAAAUCUCUUCCCCAGACUGUGCGGAACUCUAUCGAAAUGAGCGCCAAUGCUGACCUCCAGCUUCACACCCUUCUUUUGUUACUUGCUGACGGGCCAAAGAUCGAUCAGGAAGGCAUGGGAGAGUUUAUUGUGGUACAUAUGUACGGGGACAUCCCGGAUUAUGGCGGAGCCCGGCAAAGGCUUGACAGGAGGCGGGGGGUUUUGACUGCAACAGGUCACACGAAGCAACCUGAACUGGAAAAAAAAAGGGUUCCAGAUAUUCAAGAAGCCGCGACUACCCUCUAUAUAUACUGUAGCCUGACCAAACGCAAUUGUCUCAAGGUCGCAAGCAGCAAUGUGCAAUCGAAACUGACCAAUCCCGUGUAGUUUUGUACGCUUUCCCCUCACCCAUGUUGGAACUGGCUUGCCGGGCUUGUCCUCCUUAUGAAGCCUGUCUUGUCAUUUCUCUGGUGGUCUCAUCCUGAGGUAGUAUCAAGCAAUAACAUGGGGGUAUUAAUUGAGGGGGAAACGGGGAAGAUCCUGAUCAUCCAGAGAAACAUACCGUGAUUAUGAUGAUUAUGAUGAAGAAGGCAAAGAAGCACAUGAAGUCCAUGG